Guillardia theta CCMP2712 is the source of this 795-nucleotide messenger RNA. RefSeq lists its product as hypothetical. The transcript is spliced from 5 exons. The record is from RefSeq and is a predicted model, not a curated record. Gene Ontology annotation, molecular function: intramolecular phosphotransferase activity. NCBI's taxonomy places the organism in Eukaryota, Cryptophyceae, Pyrenomonadales, Geminigeraceae. Bases 1 to 795 code for a protein of 264 amino acids. Gene Ontology annotation, biological process: glycolytic process.
AUGGGCAAGAUCCACACACUCGUCCUGAUUCGCCACGGUGAGAGCCAGUGGAACAUCGAGAACCGUUUUACCGGAUGGGUCGACGUCCCUCUCGCUCCCUCGGGAGUCGCGGAGUCCCACAGGGCGGCGCAGUCCAUCAAGGAGGAGGGGCUCGAGUUCGACCUGGUCUACACCUCCACCCUGAAGCGUGCCAUCAAGACCGCAUGGAACAUCCUCGAGGACCUCGACAUUAUGCACACCCCCGUGCACCAUGACUGGCGCCUCAACGAGAGAAUGUACGGUGCUCUGCAGGGGCUCGACAAGACCGAGACCGUGGAGAAGCACGGGAUGGAUCAGGUUCUCAUCUGGCGCAGAUCCUACGCUACUCCUCCUCCUCCCAUGCCUGCUGAUCACGAGUUCCAUCCUCGCAAGGAGAAGAAGUACGACUUCCUGUCCGAUGCAGAGCUGCCGGUCACGGAGUCUCUCGCUUGCGUCGUGAAGCGCUUCAUGCCUUUGUGGAACGACACGCUGAUGCCGAUCAUUAAGUCUGGCAAGAAGCUCCUGAUCUCUGCCCACGGCAACACCCUCAGAGCCCUUGUCAAGCAUCUCGACAACAUCCCUGAGGAUGUGAUCGCAAACUUGAACAUUCCGACCUCUGUACCUCUCGUCUACCACCUCGAGGAGACUGAUGAUGGAGAUCUCAAGCCCGUCAAGAUCGAGGGAGCUUUCGCUCCUAUGUCGGGCAAGUACCUCGGAGACCAGGAGGCGAUCAAGGCCGCUAUCGCUGGAGUUGCGAAUCAGGCGGGCAAGAAGUAG